Brassica oleracea var. oleracea is the source of this 1501-nucleotide messenger RNA. Its product is annotated as THO complex subunit 2. The record is from RefSeq and is a predicted model, not a curated record. Gene Ontology annotation, molecular function: mRNA binding. The transcript has 7 exons. Gene Ontology annotation, biological process: mRNA processing; mRNA export from nucleus. Lineage: Eukaryota; Viridiplantae; Streptophyta; Magnoliopsida; Brassicales; Brassicaceae. The coding region runs from base 456 to 1091 and encodes 211 amino acids. Gene Ontology annotation, cellular component: THO complex part of transcription export complex.
CAAUAUCCUAAAACUUAACCGUACCAGGUUCGUAAACCACAGUCAUCAAAUUUUCCUUUUGGCUGAAACAAAACGCAAGGAACAAAAUUGUAUAAGGAGCAAAUUAGUAAAGGAACAGUCCCCUCCCCUGCAUAACACAUCAUCAUCAUCAUUAUCAUCAUCUUCAAUUCACUUUGCAUCAACUCAAACGAUGUCCCCAAAACCCUAAUUUCACUUUGUCUUCUUUGAACAAAUCCUUUGUUUCCCCCGUCUGAUCACUCGACACCAGGAAUGCUUAUUUAUGCUCGCCAAUUGAAUUCUCCAGCAGUCUAAACCCUAGUUUCUUCGUCUUCUAGUGUUUCGAAAAGGUCAAAGAUGUCUCUUCCGCUACUUGAGAGUGCACGUACGUGACGGAUGAGUUUGUUCGCGAAGCGAAGAAUGGCAACCACUGUUCCAAGCUGCUUAGCUCCGUACCGAUGCUUCGUUUCCUUUACGAGCUCUGUUGGAUUUUGGUAUACACGCACACAAACACUCUCUUUAUAUUCUCCAAUCUAUGCAUAUGUGUUCGAGUUUGCCGAAGAUGCAUUGUGUUGGGCUAUCAGGUUCGUGGCGAAUUGCCGAUUCAGAGCUGUAAGGCAGUGUUGGAGAAGCUUACGAUGUCAGGGGAUCACCGUUCCCGCUUAACAAAAUUGGAGUUCCUAUGGGAAGCUGAAAUGGUUAAAAUAAAAGCCCAAGAUCUGAAAGGGAAAGAGGUUCGACUAAACACCCGUCUUCUGUACCAGCAGACAAAGUUCAACUUACUCCGUGAAAAAAGCGAGGGAUAUGCCAAAUUGGCUACCCUUUUAUGCCGAGGAUCUGCAAGUUCUUCGGAUAAUGCAUCACCAGCAACAAUGAGAAUUAUCAAGGUUUUGGAUUGCUUUGAAAUUGAACGAGAUUAUGACAUGUUACUCAAUGUUAUUCCUGUCUUUCCCAAGUCUCAUGCUCCGCAAAUUCUUGGAUUUAAAUUUCAAUACUAUCAGAGACUGGAGUUGAACUGCCCUGUUCCAUCUGGGCUCUAUAAGCUUUCAGCCUUGCUAGUAAAGGAGGAUUUUAUAAAUCUUGAAAGCAUGUGAGUACUUUUUCCUUCAACUGUUGCUUUCUAGACCCGUAGGAGCCACUGGAAAAUUCAGUCGACCUUUAUGUGUGGCUUCAAGGAACUACAGAUGAUGUUAUUGAAGUUUCCUUUCGAAUUAGAUUAUGGAUACUUGUACAUAUUCUCCUUUUCUAGUCCUUUGUAGCUAUGUCCCUUAAGCUUGUUUCUGAGCGUAAUGCGAAAGGAAUUGGUGGGGGUUUUGAUUGCCAAAAAAUAUUUUGGCUGUUCUAACUUACUAACUUCGAGAUUGCUCAGUUUUGGCCCGUCUCGUGUCUGGUUCAAAAUGUUGAACAACUUUGGAAACUAUUGCUUUGUCUAGUUUUGAUCCAGUGUGAGUACAAUAUACAGUGAACUAAAAAUGUUUGUUCCACUGUUUUCAGUUAUUUUAGU